GAUGUUUGGCUCUGACUAUGCCUCCUUUGCCUUCAGCUUGGACCUGGAAAAUGGGCUUUCGUGUGGAAGAAGCGCCCUGGACCCUCAGGCUGGGUCUGGUCUUGGCCGGGUCGUCCAAGCCCCUGCUCAGCACAGCCAGAGGCGGGAGUCCUUCCUGUACCGCUCAGACAGUGACUAUGAACUCUCGUCCAAGACCAUGUCCCGGAACUCCUCGGUGGCUAGCGACCAACACGGAGAAGACCUGAUUGUGACACCUUUUGCUCAGGUCCUGGCCAGUCUGCGGACGGUCCGGAGCAACGUUGCGGCCCUUGCGCACCCGCAAGGCCGCGGGGCAGCCAAGCAGGCAUGCGUCGGGAACGCCCCAUCUGGCAGUCAGCCCCCUCCGCCAACAGAGGACACUGGGCAGAAGCUGGCUUUGGAGACACUGGACGAGCUGGAUUGGUGUUUGGAUCAACUGGAGACACUGCAGACGCGGCACUCGGUGGGGGAGAUGGCCUCCAACAAGUUCAAGCGGAUGCUGAACCGGGAGUUGAUUCACCUGUCUGAAACCAGCCGCUCUGGGAACCAAGUGUCUGAGUACAUAUCCCAAACCUUCCUGGACCAGCAGACUGAGGUGGAGUUGCCCAGGGUGACCCCUACAGAGGCCCCGAGGCCCAUGUCCCAGAUCAGCGGCCUGCGUGGACUCCCCCAGAGUACCAGCCUUUCUGCAGCCACUGUCCCACGCUUUGGGGUCCAGACUGAUCAGGAGGGACAACUGGCCAAGGAGCUGGAAGACACCAACAAGUGGGGGCUUGAUGUGUUCAAGGUGGCGGAGCUAAGUGGGAACCGGCCCCUUACAGCUAUCAUAUUCAGCAUCUUUCAGGAACGGGACCUGCUCAAGACAUUUCAGAUCCCAGCAGACACGCUUGCCACCUACCUACUGACAUUGGAGGGUCACUACCACAACGAUGUGGCCUAUCACAACAGCCUACAUGCCGCUGACGUGGCCCAGUCCACACACAUGCUGCUGGCCACGCCCGCACUCGAGGCCGUGUUCACAGACCUGGAAGUCCUGGCUGCCAUCUUUGCGAGCGCCAUCCAUGAUGUGGAUCAUCCUGGGGUCUCCAAUCAGUUUCUCAUUAACACCAACUCAGAACUUGCACUUAUGUACAAUGAUGCCUCUGUGCUGGAGAACCACCACCUGGCUGUGGGCUUCAAGCUGCUGCAGGCAGAGAACUGUGACAUCUUCCAGAACCUCAACACCAAGCAGCGGCUGAGUCUGCGCAGGAUGGUCAUUGACAUGGUGCUCGCCACAGACAUGUCGAAACACAUGCACCUCCUGGCUGACCUCAAGACCAUGGUGGAGACCAAGAAGGUGACUAGCCUUGGAGUCUUGCUGCUAGACAACUACUCUGACCGCAUCCAGGUCUUGCAGAGUCUCGUGCACUGUGCUGACCUCAGCAACCCCACCAAGCCGCUGCUGCUCUACCGCCAGUGGACAGACCGCAUCAUGGCCGAGUUCUUCCAGCAGGGUGACCGUGAGCGUGAAUCAGGCCUGGACAUCAGCCCCAUGUGUGACAAGCACACAGCCUCGGUGGAGAAGUCCCAGGUGGGUUUCAUUGACUACAUUGCCCACCCACUGUGGGAGACAUGGGCUGACCUGGUACACCCAGAUGCACAGGACUUGCUGGAUACUCUGGAGGACAACCGCGAGUGGUACCAGAGCAAGAUCCCCCGCAGCCCUGUGGACCCCGCUAGCCCCAAGCAGGGUGGCCCUGACAGAUUCCAGUUUCAGCUGACUCUGGAGGAGACAGAAGAAGAGGAGGAAGAAGGGGCGAGAGCAUUGGAUGGAGAGGCCUUGGAGUCACCUGACACUGAGCUCCUGCCACCUGAGGCCAGCCCAGACCCUGGGGCCCUACACCUGGACGACAAGAGGACCGUGGGCAAGCCCUGCGUGGACCAUGAGGGCAAUGUGAUGGCUGAGCCUUUGGGCACCUAA
This is a messenger RNA of Hippopotamus amphibius kiboko, 1978 nucleotides long. RefSeq names its product phosphodiesterase 4C (gene PDE4C). The transcript is spliced from 14 exons. Lineage: Eukaryota; Metazoa; Chordata; Mammalia; Artiodactyla; Hippopotamidae. Gene Ontology annotation, cellular component: nucleus; perinuclear region of cytoplasm; cytosol. Gene Ontology annotation, biological process: signal transduction. Bases 2 to 1978 code for a protein of 658 amino acids. The record is from RefSeq and is a predicted model, not a curated record. Gene Ontology annotation, molecular function: 3',5'-cyclic-AMP phosphodiesterase activity.